Messenger RNA from Microthlaspi erraticum, 327 nucleotides. The record is from the annotation of a GenBank genome assembly. NCBI's taxonomy places the organism in Eukaryota, Viridiplantae, Streptophyta, Magnoliopsida, Brassicales, Brassicaceae.
AUGGAUUUUGUCGCGGUCGAGCGAUUUGGUCGGCCAAAUUCGUUUGGCCGAGAGAAUUCGGCCGAGGCCGAUUUGUUUCCCGGAUCGACCGGCACGGUCGGUCCGUUCCGAUACAAAAUCGGCCGAUCGCGGCCGUUUCUUUCCCUGUUCGUGCGUCGCGCGAACGGUUUCUGUCGCGCGAUAGAUCAAUCCGGCCGAGCAGCCAUUCCUUCCCGGCUCGACCGUACGGUGGAAAUUUGCUCGGCCAAAAUCACUUUGCGCGUCCGCGGCCAAUGUUUUGGCGCGGAUUGUGUUUUCACACCUUUUUCUCCUUCUAUCCUAUCUUAA